AAAAUAAUAUACGUUUAUAUAACCGUAUAAACAAGAGACUUUAAUGAGACGUGAGACGUAAACAGUUACGUCUGUCAUUCACGAGCGCUCCAGGGUUGAGGGACAUAAACUGCCAUGGUAUUUCGCUGAAUCCAGUGUUACCAUGGUAAUUUUCCCGACCGUCCUUUAAAAAGCAGCGGAAAGAAGGAUGGGCGUGCCUCACAGUCACGAGGCCUAGAAUCCCGUCCACCCAUUGGUUUGCUUGGCGUGACGUCACCCAGCUUGGGAUCUCUUUUAAAAAGCGGGCGGGAAGCGGGAACUUUAUUUCGGCGUGUUGUCAGACGUAUCGGGCUAUAAACGCACACACUCCAGCAGCCAUGGUGAGAACAAAAGCCGACAGCGUUCCCGGCAGCUACAGGAAAGCUGUUGCCGCUUCAGCGCCCCGGAAGUCGCUCGGCGCGUCCGGAUCCACGAACUCGCAGAGCAGCGGCGCGCAGCCGGGCACGCCUGCCAAGAGUAAGUAUGCUGGAGGAAACCCUGUGUGCCCGCGCCCCACCCCGACCUGGCAGAAAGGCAUUGGAGACUUCUUUGGGGGUCCCAGCAGGAAGCCAGAAAAAGAGAAUCUUCACCCAGCGUCUGAGGAUGAUGAGGAGGCCGGAGGCAGCGGGGUCAGCAAAGCACCCAGGAAGUCCAGACCGAUCAUCGAUGACGAGGAUGAAGAUUAAUGACUUGAAUUUCACUUUUUGUUCAUUGACCUGGUUUUAAUGUAAAUCUGUAAAUACUUCAUUUGUAUGGUUCCUUGCGUUUGUACAGACAUUUAAUAAAAUGUUUUUCUUAA
Triplophysa rosa is the source of this 817-nucleotide messenger RNA. It is a transcript of the gene pclaf, whose product is annotated as PCNA clamp associated factor. Gene Ontology annotation, biological process: regulation of cell cycle; translesion synthesis. Gene Ontology annotation, cellular component: nucleus. The coding region runs from base 357 to 704 and encodes 115 amino acids. Lineage: Eukaryota; Metazoa; Chordata; Actinopteri; Cypriniformes; Nemacheilidae. The transcript has 5 exons. The record is from RefSeq and is a predicted model, not a curated record. Gene Ontology annotation, molecular function: chromatin binding.